AGUUGUGGAAAGAUUGUCUCUGUGGACUCUGCAUUAAUACAAACAUAUUAUGAGCUAUACCUCAACAUUUGUAGUGUAAAAGCAAACAAUCACCGUGUUGUUAUAGAUGCAGAUAAGCAAAAUUCAUUCUCCCCACUGUAGACGUCAUACUGAAUGACAACUAAAAUUAACCCAGCAGCCCUUUUUCAACAUGCAAACCAAACAAAUCGCUCACCCAUCCGCUAGAACGCACUCUUGUGCACCAUUUUCUUGUCACUGUUUUCAGUUUUGUAAUUUUUUUCCACUUUUCUUUCUUUUUUUUCAAUUUUUACAUUGUUCUGCUUCGAAUCCACGUUGUGAACCAUGUCUGUGCGUUGUUUACCCACACACACACACACCACACAACGGUCAAUACAAAAGAUGCUGUGAAAGAUGCACACUCUCACACACAACAACAAAAAAACGGGCCUUUGUUUCCAUUCAUCCCUCCCCUCCCACCCCCUUUUUGCGAUGACGCGAGAUGAUAAAAACGGCAAGGGAAAACUCGAUUGUGUUACUCGAAUUUUGGGAGAAAAUUUCAUUCAACGCACAACGGCACACGCCACAACACUGCAGUAACGUGCUGAUAGUGUGUCUCACAGAGAGAGAGAGAGAGUGAGAAAGAGAGAGAGAGAAAAAGAGCAGGGGUAAACGAGAACAAACGACACCGACGACGCAUUGUGUAUAUUAUAUCGUCUCGUCUUGCGUAUACACAUUCUUCUUAGCCAGUACGACGGUCUUGGGCCUGCUGAGGAUUCUUUUUGAAGGUGUUUGUUGCUUUUUUCUUCCUCUUCCUUCCGGUUGGUUGUGUGGAAGGAAAGGUUUUUCCUUCACUCUAGCCGCGCGAGCAAAGACGCAAGACGAGAUGACGUGAAAUGCGUUUUGUUGGGUAAAUUUUAUUCGUCUACCGCUUGUGUGAAAGCAAAGCGUAUGCUGUAAUGCUUGAAAUCAUUUCUUCCAAUCGGAAAUCAAUAUGCCUGCACGAUGGUGAAAUAUUUCCUCUGUAUCUUGUCCCAUUACAAGCAACGUUGAAAAUUUUCCUUUCGUACCGCAAAAAUGAAAUGAAAUUACGACCAUUUAGUUUAUUUGUUUUUCCUAAACACACACACACACACACACAAUUGACUCACCGAAGCGAAACGGUGUUUUCUCGUUCGCGGCUUUUCUGUCCCUGUUGACGGACUUUGAUUGAUCGUUAGAGGCCAAUCUGCACCGGCGAUGAUCUUUUGAGCAGGCCCGGAAAAAAAAAUCACAUCCACGCGCGACGCGAACGAAGUCACGCGUUUGUUGAAUGUUUUUUUUUUGCGGUUUUUUCCAAACAUUUUACGCGUAUCAGUGUAGGAAAUGGUGCCACAAAAAAUAUAGGCGAAACACCUCCACAUGCUUCAACAUUCCCGAUAACACUUCUUUUAUCCUUUCCUGUUUGCUGGCUGCCAAUUUACCCAGAGGCACUCGCAGCUGUCAAUCAAGUGCCGCCGGUCCUUUCGUCAAUUCGUCAAUGUACCGCACGAAUAUCCGCACACGAUUGUUGGUUUGUUCUAUUUUUUUGUUUUGUUUUUGGUUAAGGUAAUAAAUUAAAUUUCUGUCACUGUGUAUCCAUUCAACAGUAUAUCAAAAACUCACUCUAUUAUGAGAAUUUUUUUUCAUUUAAAAAGAAGAAUUGGAACAAAUUGUUAGAAUCAUGUUUUGAAAAUUGAAUCAAAACACUCAAAGAAAAUGAAUCAUUUUAUCCUGCCAAAAUCAUAAUAACUCCAUCUAUUUCAUUGCAUUAACGGGGUGUUUUUUAUUUGUUUUUUGUCUCUCCAUUAUCCACUUAUCAGCUGAAGGAUAAUCCAAUGCCAUGGCCUUGAAUAGCUGACGUACUUUUAUUUGACAUUCUUUCCGCUGGUUCGCAUUUUUUUUUCCAUUCGAUAAAAAUGUCUUCGUCAGCAGUUUGCUUUCAUUCGCUAAUGGCAGGCACUUUCUUUCCAUCUCAUUUACCAGCGUUUGCUGAUGACGCUUCCAUCUCAUUUGACAGCGACAAAUCAGUUCCAUUCGGGGCUGAUAAGCUUGCAAAAAAUCAUCUCCAUUUUUUUUUGUGUGUCCCUUUUGCAUUUAUAAAUUCAAUCAAUUUUGUUCGCUCCACUGCACGGGAUGGAAAUCGCUUUGCGUGUGUUCCAAAUCCAAGUCUGCUCCGCGCUUCACACAAACAGCUCAAGUGCAGAAAGUUAGCAUUUUGCUUCAAAAUUCCCUUGAAAGCAUUUUAAGUUUGCUCAUAAAUCACCGCACUAUGAUAACAAGCUACUUCAACACGUGUUUUCCAUUCGGCGAUUAUUCGCCAUUGCCCCCCCACCCCCCUUUUCAGUUGCGUCGCUCGAAGCAAAGGAAACCGAUUUUGAACCACUGCCAACGAGACACAUCACCAAAAACCCUGCAUUACACAAUAAUGCAUUCUAACGCGAAUUCUGCUUUGGGUGUUUGGAAAGGUUAGAUGCCAGUGUGUUUAACCUUCGCUCCAUGGCUUAAGGGACACUCUCGAGGUAACGUGUUUCGGUUAAUGGUAUUUAAAGCUGUAAUUACUAUGAGUCAUACUUUCGCUUCAUACAGAUAGAAAUGCUAUCAUAGCUGCAAAAGAUAACCAAACGAGGUUAUUACGCUGAAGCAGGUUAUUAGACAUUCAGUUUAAAGAUAACACAUUGUAUGCAAAUGACUUAAAAAUUGAUGUUUUAAACAGCAUAAUUAUUUGGCUAAUCUAUUUUGGUCAUUUUCUUUAAUUAUGGUUUACUUACCAAUGAAAAAGAUAGCUUCUACGCAGGACAGUUUAAUUUCAUAAACACCUUCUUCGCGACACCUUUGCUGGCAUUGACACACUGCCAUUUUCUUUUUUCUUUUUUUUUUGUAUACACACUUCAAUUUGACUUUGGAUUAUUUAAAACAUAACACUAACCUACACAAAUUUACGUAAUAAGCGGCUUAUUUUUUUUUUAAACACAACAAUGGCCACAUUUUUUAAUACACAAAAAGAGAUAACUUUUUUUUACCGAACAACAACCAACACUUUUUUUCUGAGGACACACGCACAUACACACUUGAAUUUAAACAUUUAAACAACACUAAAUCGUCUAUAAUGGCAACAUUUUAUAAUACACAAAUUUACAAAUUAACCACUAAGCUUAUUGAAAAAUAGACAUCACUUUAUCACAUUCAGCAAAACACCACCAACACUUGCAUUUUUUAUUUCAAGAUACACUACAUAACACAACUGCGAAUUAUUUGCUAGCUCAGUGCACGCAUAGUACACGCACUGGUUUAAAAUAUCCUUACUCACACGCACGUACACUCCGUCGUUUGCGUACAACAAACUGCGCUGGCCACGAUGAUAACCUUAAUGUUGGAGUAAGAACGCAAUAACGUUCAUUGCCUGCACAGGUAAGAGCAGGAUGGAACAAAUCUCUUUAUCACUUAACCGCGCUCACUUAACCACACGAUACCAUUAGUCCCGAAACCGGAUUGAUGAAUUAUGACAUGUCAAAAGAGUUAAUCACGAGGUCACACACACUACCUCAACACAGCUUCCUCCACAGCGUCUUUCACAUUGCUUGUUUAAUCGUUUUUUUAAGCUUUCUACAAUAUUUUCUUUAUGAAAAAAGAAUCAGAUCGAUUUAAAACACAAACAGCGCAUAAAAUUUUACAUUUGCUUGGUAGAUAACACCGUUUUUUGAUUUUUUGGCUCCUUUCACUGUCGCAUUCAUCUUCCACUUACACUUUCUAAGCAUCACGCGAGCAUCGACACACGCUGGCACAACGGAAAACGACGCUACCAACGAUUGGAACACGUGCUUAACAAACUUCGCUGUAUAACAUCAAAUCAACACACAAAUUUAUAAAAUAAUCAUUCUUUAUAUAGAAUAUAAGGUUCGAGAAAGGACAUAACCACAAAAAGCACCACAAAACAGCUUAGAAACACGUGCAAAACCAAGAGCACUUUUUUCACUACUCAUACGCAUUGCCUUCCGAUCGAUACUGAUCACAGUUUCUCCUUAUCUCACGAUCAUUAUCUCUUCCGCUUCGUUAUCGCGACACACCUACACAGCUAUAAUUGCCGAAGCGGCCCGCCCGAUCUCAUCUUUCGCAUCUUACUCGUUCUCGCACACUUCGGUCGUCCGUGAGAGACGAAGCCUCGUGAAAAAAACAGUUCAGCAACUCUUCGCUCCUCUCGAUCUAAUCCGUUCUUACAUUAAUGCACCCAAAUCAACUCAACAAACCAAAAAGAAAGCUAAAAUAUAAAUUCAAACCAAAUACACCAAGUACGGCGGUACAUUCCCGCCAAGAAACAAUAGUGUUCAAACAAUUUCCCGGAACCCCGGACGCCCAAUUUUUCACCAGAACAAAAGAGCCAAGGGCCAGUCGGGCAUAAAAUCGAACAAAACCACUUAGCGUGGGCUAAGUGACCGCAGCGGGCCCAAAACAAAAUAGACUUAAACAGCAACCGGCUUAAGCCGCAAAAUCAACAUCCCCAUCCAGCAGUGUGAUAAGAGUGAUCAAACAUCGGGCCAGGAGUGGGAAAGCACAUUCGCUACACUCGCUGUUGCCGAGCCCGUCGCCGUCGCGAAUGCGUUGGACAAUGUCAAGGUGCCUAGCUGCGAACUGUCAACAGCGCCAUCGUCAGACCAUCCGCCGCAUGCGGUCGGUGGUCGUGUCGCAAUCGAAAGCUUUAAUAAACAGUGCAUUGUUGCUGGUGAAGCAAUAGGAAGCGUGGCUAGUGCCAUAUUUAAAUCCGUACAUGCCAAUAAUAAGCGAUAAGUUAGCGCCGCAAAAGGAGAUUUAGCUGAAGAAGCACUAGCAAAAAAGGGAGAUAGAGAGUGUACGUUUAUACUACUACCUUGUAUUGGCGCGUGAAUAAAUAACCAAAAUCGUUCGCGUGUGAUAAAUCCGCAAAAUUAUUCGUUUUAAACAUUGGCAUUUUUUUGCGUAUGUGCGCGUGAGAGUUGUCUCUGUGUGAUAGCGAGUGCGAAAGGAAACGCACCCAGGCCAAUGUACAACAUGUGGGCUCCAGAAUCGGAAAUCAACUCGAUUGCCUUUACCAACAUCCGUCAUUCGGUGUCAGCUUCGUCUGGUAUCUCGACACUCUCGAGCUGUGGAGAUCCAGAGCGCCUGCCGGAGCUACCACCAGGAGAUGAACAGCGUCUUCAGCGAGCUGCCUUGAAUCUACAACAGAAAUUAAUACUUCGCGAGUGGCUUAAGGAGCAUCGACUGCAGCAUCAUUAUUCCAGAUUGGUUGCCAUCGAGGUAACGGCACUGGAAGAUGUGUACUGGCUGGAAGAUUCCCGGGCGAGCCAAAUCCUCGGCAAGGAUUGGCCGAUCUGGUCUAGCGCGCGACAAAAACUGCCAACCUCCAAAGCCAACCUGGAAGCCUUAAAAGCCGACCUGUGGUCCACGGUUGUGAAGUCGAGCCAGCAUCAGGAUGCUUGGACGUGGGGCGGUAUGCUGGUCGUGUCGGUUUCGGUCGCCGGCUUGGUUACGCUGGCCGCCAUGACACAGCCGUCACUCGCACCGGAAGCACGCCACUCGCUGUUACAGUACGUGACCGGGAAGUAUCUGCUGCCGGCGAACUGUAAGGUGCACUGGGAUUGGGCCGAUCCGGCACGGGUCGGUGGCACGAUGUGCUUUACCGUGCGGUUCCACCAGCGCAACGGUCAGGCAUAUCCCAUCUGUGAUACGGAUCAGUUCUUCGUCGAGGUUACCGAGGGUACGCGCAAGAUCGUCACGAUCAGUGAGCUCGGUUCGCCGACCGAUCCGAACAAUGCCAACAUAGCGAAGGUUAAGUUUACGGUGCGCACUGCCGGUCAGUACAAAAUCUCGGUACUCAUCGGGUCCAGCCAUAUCGCGGGCAGUCCCUUCGUCAAGACGUUCGCUCCGGGACCAAUGGAUGCGCGCCGGUCGAGACUGAUCCGGCCGGCCAGUACGGUGGUAUGCUGUGCCGGUGCGCCCACCUUCCUGCACAUUGAGCCACGGGAUGAGCACGGCAAUACGUGCCAGUUUGAGACGGACUGUGACCCGAUCAAGGGUUACAGCAUCGACAUCUUCGAUCUCUACGGUAACCAUAGUGAUAAGUUUGGUAGUGCGGUCAGCUUCUCGUACGAUAAGGUAAACGCACGCAUUAGUCUUACGGCUCUGUUUCCUGAGCCGGUGUGCCUCCGGGCUGUGGUAAGCUACGAAGCUCACCCGAUACCGAACGGAGACUUUGACAUCAUCGUGCUGAGCAGCAGCGAUACAACGCUCGUGCACAAGAAUAUUGCCUCGCGCAAGCACAACAUCUGCUAUGAGGCCAAGCUCUUUAGCAUUUACGGCCAGCAACGGUGGACCAAGCCCCGCAAAGUACUUUGUUACGUUGGACCGAAGCAAGUUACCAUCAAGGAGAUGAUCCUUAAAAUCAUUCCCAAGCGUAUCGCAACGUUUCGCCUUUGUCCUUCCACUAAAUUCCAUUUUCUUCCACCAUCAACCAUUCAAAUGAAUAACAGUCACGGUGCGAUCUUCAUCAUUGACGAUGGCUGCCAACCGAAGAUCGAGUUGGCAUCCAAGGAGCGUAACGUGAUCGCGGCCACCUUCACACACUUCCUGCUGAAGAAUAUCGGCGGCUCGGAAACGUUCAAAGACAAGCAAGACUUCUUCUACCAUGAAGUGCGACUUGUACGUAAGUUCCAUUCCAACUAUUACCACGAGAAGCUGUCGCUGAAGGUGCAGCGGGACAAAAUACUGGAGUCGAGCAUGAAGGCGACCAAAAACUUUUCGGUAUCCGAUUGGUGCGGUAACUUUGAGGUUACAUUCCAGGGAGAGCAAGGAAUUGAUUGGGGUGGUUUAAGGCGCGAAUGGUUCGAGCUGGUAUGCAGUGCCCUAUUUGACCCCCGUGGUGGUCUUUUCUGUACAUUCCACGACAAGCGCCAGGCACUGGUCCAUCCUAACCCGAACCGUCCACCUCAUCUGAAGCUGAAGCACUUUGAGUUUGCGGGCAAAGUCGUUGGCAAAUGUCUGUACGAAUCGGCCCUCGGUGGAACCUACCGGCAGCUGGUACGAGCACGCUUCUCACGCUCUUUUCUGGCACAAUUGAUUGGGCUACGGGUGCACUACAAGUACUUCGAGCAGGACGAUCCGGAUCUGUACCUUUCGAAGAUCAAGUACAUUCUCGAAACGGAUCUGGACACCAGUGACAAUUUGGAGCUGUAUUUUGUGGAAGAGAUGUAUGACCAAAGUGGCCAACUGCAGAAGAUCGUCGAGCUGAUUCCGAACGGAGCCAAAGUGCGGGUUACAAAUGCUACCAAGAACCAGUACCUGGAUGCGUUGGCACAGCAGCGUCUCUGCAACAAUGUGCGCGAGGAAAUUGAUAGCUUCCUGAAAGGGUUGAAUGGUAUCAUUCCUGACAAUUUGUUGAGUAUUUUUGAUGAAAAUGAAUUGGAGUUACUUCUUUGCGGUACGGGAGAGUAUUCUAUCGCUGACUUCCGCGCGAAUCACAUCGUAAACGGAGGUUCUGCUGAGUUCCGCCGAGUUCUUGGUUGGUUUUGGGCUGCUGUCGGUAACUUUUCUCAAACCGAAAUGGCACGUCUACUUCAGUUCACUACUGGUUGCUCUCAGCUACCUCCAGGAGGCUUUCAGGAGCUGAAUCCUAGGUUUCAAAUAACAGCAGCUCCCACAUUUGGUAAUCUUCCAACGGCUCACACUUGUUUCAACCAACUCUGCUUGCCGGACUACGAAAGCUACGAGCAGUUUGAGAAGGCACUUAUGUUCGCCAUCAGCGAGGGAACCGAAGGGUUUGGCAUGGUCUAAACAUGGAUGCAUUGUGCUUUUACGAUGGGUAUACCAGAACUGGCACCGUUCGGUAAUCUUUUUUCUCUUAGGUGCCAAAUAUUCCCAGUGGUUUGGUUGUGUUUUUUCUCUCCUACCUACUACAUUCCGCUGUAUCGUUCAGGUUUAGUGAAGAUCUUCAGGAUGAUUGUUCGCAAAAAAGGCGUACACACUAAGCACAAUCCCAUUACCAAACUGUUCUGUGCCAAAUCCUGUCCUGACUCUAGUUGCAUUUAUGCGGAUCAGAAAGCCACCCGAAAGAGCGCACUGAUCCUUUUCUGGCUUUAGAGAAAAUAUGAUUGGGAAGUUUGAAAGAGAAAAAGAGGAUGAAACACAUGCUUAGACACCAAUUAAACGUUCAGUAGCGUUCGUUUGUAACGAUUAUAGAGCAUAUGACACACACACACCCAUCUACUGGUGUGCGCUUCCAUUAGGGGCCUCGUUGCAAAGUUUGCACCAUACGUGUCCGUUCGAUGCUUAUGCUGUGCUUAGUCGUUGCGUUGAGAGCAAUAUUUAGUGUGGAGUGUGUAGCAUAGGCGCGAAGUGGCAUACAAUUCUACUUUGAAAUCGUCAUUCCAUAAAUUUACGUUUACGUGUCAAAACAGUGAUCCACUCAGAAGUCAUUGAGUGUUGUUCCGAAUUAAAAAAAAAAGAAAAUAAUACAAAUCAAUUUGCGAAUCCAAACACAGUUUGCACAUUUUCCUCCCCCACAAAUGGUCGACCUAACACUGGAACCGAAUAUAAGCAAAACUGCUGAUUCUGUGAUACUUAAGAAAAGCUAAUUGCAAACGCCAAUGUGAACCUACUUCUAGUACCAACCGAACACAAAACAAAAACCCCAAAAAUUCUAAUAUUUAGAAAUUUAAUGCCCCUUUACGACAAAAGGCGAGGGACUUAUAAAUCCAACAAUAAACGGAUCAUUUGACAUAAAGGAAAGGCCAUUAAUUUUCCAUAAACUGUAUUUCGAUUCCAGUUACUGUGAGUAAGAGCGAUAUCAAAACGAAACGGUAGUCAUUGAUGGCUAAUAAACGCAUGUUUAUCAUACAAUUAUCAAAUACUCGUUUGCCACCGUUUAACGGGGAAGGUCCACUGAUAAAGAGUGGUGAACUCAUUGUGAGGGUGUAUAAGAAGAAGGAACCAAUAAUGGAAACACAUACAAUGCUUUUAAUUCGAGUUCAAAAUUUAGAUGUUAAAUAUUUAACCUAUGUAAACGAAACCAAUAAUAUAUAUUGAAACAAAGCAAAACAAAACCACACUACACAAAUAAUAACACAAGUAGGGCCUACUAGUAGCGUAAUAAUAUUGGGCAGACAGUGGUCCGAUCGAUGGGAACAUUUUCGAACGAUCUUUUCGUUACCGUAUUGAGCAUGAGGCGUAUCGAGGAGUAAGUAAGGAAAUUUUUACAAAAAUCAUCGUAUAAAACCCCCCACACAGGCGAGGAACAUCCAAAUUACUCGAGUUACCAUGGUGAUGGUGGACACGUGAUCGGAAGUGAGAUUUUCAAAUGCCGAAACCGUUUAUUUGUAAAACCUAACACCAGUAGCAGCAUGCCAGCAAGCAGCUCGAAGUUUAAAAAGAAAAAACACACAGACACACAGACACACACAAAUACACAAACAAUUUGCCACCGGUGCGCUUAACCAUUUGCGGGUAGAAGGUGGGAGAUGCAACUUUUUUGUCCAGCGAAUGCGAUCAGAAUUGAUGUUUCACCUGAUUGAUCAUCGUGUGACCAUCGCGGUAAGCAAUAAAAUGCCGACCUGUUUUUGGUGCGCUAACUUGUGCGUGAUCGGGCGGUGGUAUAGUGUUACGGAAGGGUGCGAGAAGGGAAGGAUAAUAAUAACAAAACAUUGUUAGAUGAACGCAAUCUCUUAGGUGUCACUCUCCAAAGAAGCAAGUCAGGUGUCUGAACAGUACACUGUUUCGCAUGAGAGGAAUGAAAUAAAUAUUAGUGCAUAAUCGAACGGAUUAGGAACGGAAA
This is a messenger RNA of Anopheles funestus (African malaria mosquito), 9814 nucleotides long. Its product is annotated as apoptosis-resistant E3 ubiquitin protein ligase 1. Gene Ontology annotation, molecular function: ubiquitin-protein transferase activity. The record is from RefSeq and is a predicted model, not a curated record. Gene Ontology annotation, biological process: negative regulation of apoptotic process; proteasome-mediated ubiquitin-dependent protein catabolic process; positive regulation of protein catabolic process. NCBI's taxonomy places the organism in Eukaryota, Metazoa, Arthropoda, Insecta, Diptera, Culicidae. Bases 5032 to 7818 code for a protein of 928 amino acids. The transcript has 10 exons.